AGCACAUAAGGUUUAUCAGGUUUGUAUCAGUCAAGCAAUUUUUUUUUCACACUGCUAUAUUGUACGCGUAUCAAGUUGAAUUUGAAUUAUUUCAAAAACUAUUAUGCAUUUUAAAAGUGCUGUUAUUCUCUGCGCGGUGAUUUUCUUCUCAUCAGCACGGAGCACUGGACUAAACAGGGGUCAAAUAGUACGAUGUAUGAAACUGUACGCAAAACAAAUUACUCAGACCGCUAUUUUCGCGGCGAAUAUCACAAAUAUUAUGAAAAACCAAUUUGGAAUCGAAUAUCCUAAACAUGUUUUUGAAUACAAGCCAAAUGAGCCUGUUUAUGUAAAUUUAAAGAAUUUAUUCUUGGCGUUAGCGUAUGAAGACAAGAAAAUAUCCGACAGUUUCGAGGUUGUAAUGCUGACGCCUUUUGAAGUACACUAUUUCCUCAACGUGUUUAUUUCACACCCAAAACAUAAUAACCAAGAAGGAUACCUCACUGGUCACCAGCUAUUUUAUGUAUUUGAACAAUUACAGCUUACAGAAGAAGAUAAGACAAAUGCGGUACAUAAAAUGAACGAGUUAAGAGUCAGUUAUCGAAUUAAAGUGGAUGAGUUGUCCGCGAUCCUAUUGCAAAUUCAACCAGAAAUUAAAAUGCGCAAGCAUCUUAAGGAAAAGACUUUCAUCAAUGACAUCAUUAGUCGAUUGGACAAUUAUAAACAAGAUGGAUAUCUGACUUAUCAACAGCUUACAAGUGUGUUUGAACUAUUAGAUCUAGAAAUAAUACAGAAGAUACAGAUCGAAAAAUUAAGUGGCUACAUAUUUAACCAAGCGGAUUUUUUGUUCAUAAUGAUAGAAAUUCUACCGAAUGGCAGCGGUCUAACCCUAAAACAAGUACAAGAGUUUGAUAAACUAUAUAGACAACGUUUAAUCAAUCCUCGGGAAAUUAAAAAAAUCUUCAUUGGGCUUAACAUGGCCAACGAGUCGCAUCAGGAGUUAAUGCAAUUCAGAUACAACCGACCGGCCGACAAAGAGUUGAUGGAGUUGAUGAUCGUUACUGCACAACGUUCUAGGGCAGUCAACCCAAAAGAUGAGGCGGUGUUAAGUACACAAGAAGUCAGAUCGUUGGUAUCUACAUUCACAAAUCUCAACAAGGGCCAAAACGGUAUACUAUCCAAAGCCGAAGUGAAACCGUACGUGGAAGGAUUUCUCGUUGACGAUCCAGAAGUCUUAACGAAAUUUCAAAAUGAUGGCAAUUUCGCCAAUCUACCACCAUUACUUCGCCUUUUAGCUAAAGAUGUGAACGUUGCUGAAUUCUUAUUGUUCCACAUAUUUAAAAAAUCUAUAAAUUAAUAACUAAUAAUCAUAAAACUUAUAAUUGAAAUGUUUAAAUUUAUCAAUUAUUUAUUAUAUUCAAAGUAUUGCGCUU
Molecule: messenger RNA, 1412 nt
Organism: Adelges cooleyi (spruce gall adelgid)
Lineage: Eukaryota; Metazoa; Arthropoda; Insecta; Hemiptera; Adelgidae
Exons: 11
Coding region: 104-1336 (410 amino acids)
Source: RefSeq, a predicted model, not a curated record